This is a messenger RNA of Protopolystoma xenopodis, 1863 nucleotides long. The record is from the annotation of a GenBank genome assembly. NCBI's taxonomy places the organism in Eukaryota, Metazoa, Platyhelminthes, Monogenea, Polystomatidea, Polystomatidae.
AUGCUUUUCCUAUCUCUCACUCCCCAUAUCCGUCUCCUUCACUCUUUCUGCCUCUCCUCUACCCUCUCUCCCUCUCUCCCUUUCAUUCCCACCAUUCAUUCCUCUUUCUCUCCUUCCUUCUCACUCGUUCCAUUUCUUUUUCCCUUUCCAUUUUCCUCUCUGUUUUCGCAUUCUGUAUUACAAGACGGAGGAACCGCGGGUGGAAGUAGAAGUGGAGGCUUGAAAGAUUGCCAGUCUCAGGGGGUUGCUGGGGUUCGCUUGGUCUCCGGACAAGGCACAGGAAGCGGGCCAAGUGGAGGAGCAGUUGUCGCCGCUGGUGGCAGUGGCGGCGGCGCGGGCAGUAGUGCUGGUGCCGGGGUCGGUGGAAUAUGGGGCAAACCGGCCAUCCCGACGAGUGGAGUUGGUGUCGUUCUGACGGGUCGGCCGAAUCGGCAACGGGCGGCGCACAGUUGCCUGAUUUCACCGGCCGACGUGGCAGAACGUGUGGCUCGUAGGUUUCCACCCGAACUGGCCAGUCUGGAUGAGCAGAAGCGGUGUUGGUGUGUGUAUGGACGGGCCGGAUAUGUGGACAGCAUUAUUCGACUGACGGCGCACACAAUUUGUGUGCACGCAGGCAACCAAUACACGCAACCGGGCCUCCGAGAAGCCGUGAUUAACCGUUUCUGGAAGCCACGACCAGGCAGUGCAAUCACUCUUGCCCAGCGGCGUAUGGUCAUAGCCACGACUCGAUUUGCCUCUACUCGUGCCUCGUUCUGUGGUGGCCAUGCCGCCAAGCAUUUCAUGCCUCCAAAAGGUGGACAGAAAUCGCUAGACAACCUCGUCCACUCGGCCCGUGACGACAGCCGCGUGUUGCACAGCGCUCGUCAACCUCAAGAUCUGGGCUCCGAGCAAGCGCUCGCUUUCUUCCUCACCCAUUUCCUCGAUGUCUUCGAGGACAUAGUCACUCGGUAUGAGAAGCGCUUCAACCCUCUCAGUCCCGGCCUUGGCGGUUUAACCGGCACCGGACUGGCCUACAAACCCUCUGAUGGAAGCCGGUCACGUCGAAGACAAUUUGCUCCCGAGGAGGUGAACAGUCUCGACGAGACUUCACUCAGCUUCAGCGAAGUGGACAUCCUCCUUCCGACGGGUAUGCAGGGUUCCAGCCCCCGAGGCCGGUCAUCAAUGUGUGACGCCGAUUUACAGAGUCUGACAGCCUUGACGGAGGCUUCCAGAGGUGGCGGCGGUGGGAGAAACAGUGUGACGCGACAGUUCGACAACGAGGCAGAGGAUGAGGCAGCCCAAAUGGAGCUGUAUCGGCGCGGUGGUCGGAAGCGGUUGUCUAUCGUGAACCAGCCUCUUCAACUGACCGGUGUCAUGGCAACCACUGCCGGCCUCUCGGUUUCCGAGACGGUGGGUGGCUCGCAUCGCAACUUCGACUCUGAUGAUACGACGCAUCCUCACCAAAUGCGUCGUCUCUCGGCUAGCAGCAUUCGACAGACGACCGGUCGACUCAGCCUCGGUGAGCCAGCCAGCCCCCUCUCUUCGGUGAUUCGGAUCGGCAGUGCUAUCAGCAGUCCAGGACUCACGUCCGUUCGGGGCACAACGAGAUCGAGCAGCCAGGAAGGCCUGUCCGGAUCAGCUCCCUUCAUGAUCGGUCCUGGACGAGGCAGCUGCCGACUGCACCGCAGUAGCCUGUCGGGCCAGCCAGCUAGCUCGAUGACCCGAGGCCAUCCGGCCGGGAAGACCAAGGGCAGGCAAAAGAACAUCUUCGACAUGUAUGCGCCGGGUCUGAUUCGCACAUCGUCAAAUGUGAGCCCUUCGUGGCAUAGGGAAGAGGGGGAAAAAGCUUGGAAACAAAUAGGAGAUGAAGGGCGAGGCGUGUAA